Messenger RNA from Gambusia affinis (western mosquitofish), 1695 nucleotides. RefSeq lists its product as uncharacterized. The transcript has 5 exons. The record is from RefSeq and is a predicted model, not a curated record. Lineage: Eukaryota; Metazoa; Chordata; Actinopteri; Cyprinodontiformes; Poeciliidae. The coding region runs from base 70 to 1119 and encodes 349 amino acids.
CGCUUGCCGUAGAACUCAAUAGUUCUACGCCGUCUGACCUCCGUGUUGACGACACAAAGUCUGAGCAGCAUGGGAAAUGCUCGAAGCUGUGUUGUUGCCUCGCUCUCUGUAUGUUCCGUGUGUUUAGGCUACAUGUACAUUUAUCGCUCUCAUAAGUUGCUGCGUCAAAAUGCGCUGAAUAGCGACACACUUCCGAGUUUUGUGUAUCUUUACGUCAAAUAUCUGGGCAGAGCUGUGACGCGGAGAGCAGGUCACCUGUACGCAGCGCGCGCCAUAGGAGCGCGUGCUGUUGUUUACACGGUGCUCAACUGCAGGCUGGACAAAACUUUGCUGAGGAGAUUCUGCGGAGCAGCAGGGUAUGGAUGGGAUUAUCCGGACACUGAAUUCAGAGACCUCCCGCUGUGCUUCCCGGAGGUUCUGUGCUCCAGACUAAUGCUCAUGCUGUUAACAGACCACGACUUUAGACUCAGCCCAGCAGGUCUGGUCCGUGUGCGACAGAGCCUGAAAACCCUUCAGCCAAUCGAUGAGCUGAAGAAAGGUCCGUUCACGCUGCAGGUCGCGGUGGAGGGAUACCAGCAGACGGACUCAGGGGUGGAGGUGGACGUCUGUUUGUCCGCUGCGUCUCGUUCCGGAUCUCCAGUGUGGGAGAGCGUCCUAACGCUGCUGUCACAGAACCGGCGCCACAAGCCCGGCAGAGACCUGCUGAGGAACGAAGAGGAGGAGCCAGAUAAUAAGGACAACAUGAAGCAGGUGGAGGUCAGAGUUCCCAUGACUACCGGCCCUCAGUGUGUUUGGCCCUUCACUGACUACUCCCCCCAUCGCCUCCUCUCUCUGCCGGCUGUGUUCUGCGGCCUGAAGUCUCGAACAGCGCCGGGUUUCUGGAUGCUGACCGUCUGUUUGGCCGAAAUAGAAAAGCGCAAAGGUGUUGAAGUCAUCACGGCUCCCGUCAGCGUCACGGCCCAGUUUAAGGAGACUCAGCCAGCGGCAGGAACCGUAACUAUCAGGUUCUGGGACACGAGCAAAAAUGCGGGUCUGUCUGCUGAUGAAGACCUGAGUUUCCAGGUGCAGCUGCAGGGACAAAGCUCCUCCCACAUGGUGGGACUGAUUUCUAGAACCUAAUUAACAUAGAUGAGUGACGGUUCCGCUCGGACACUGUGAAGCGCUUACGUUUUGAUUCAUUAGGUUUGCUCAGUUUCAGUGUGAACAACACUUUUGAAGCACAACCGUGUUUUUUGGAAGUCCACAUCUCUUUUGACCCACCUUCAUUUGCAAAGUUGCUGCUGGUUUUUCUCCUAAAUCCUUUGGAGCCAGCAAAGUUGGACAAACUUUUUUUUCCAUGAGAGGGUUUACAAAGUGAAAAUGAUAUGAAUAAGUACACAUUGGAAACAGCAGGUUGUGGUUUUCUAGACCAGCUGCUGCUGUUGUCUGAGCCCAAAUACGACAUCAGUGCUACCUUUAAAUUCCUGGAAGUCUAAUGUCAAAUUAGACUCCAAAAAUAUUUUACAUUAUACUUUUUCAUCAAACUUAACUAAUAAAAUGAGUAGAGGAGAGGUGCUCAAAGUCAGGCUUAUGUACUCAAACAUUAUUAUCAUUCAGUGCUUUAAAGACUAUUUGCACUAUUUGUUUCUUUUUGUUAUUAUAAUAAACUUGAGUGCACUUUACCGGGAUUUUAAAGUGCCCUCACUUUAAAAUCCA